AUGCAAGACCUCAAUGGGCCUGUUGGCCAGGGUGCCCCUAAUGGCCCUGCCAAUCGCUUCGGCCAUGCUUCCAAACCUUCCAACAGCGAUACCGGCUUUUCACACGGCGCCUUCAACUCAAACAUCUCGGGUUUCGCUGAUCGACACCCUCGAAGAGGCAACAUCCCCUCAAUCAAUACGCAGCCCCAGCCUAUGGCCCAGCAGGCUUCCAACAAUGGAGCAGAUAUGGCAACGCCAGGUACUGCAUUUGACAUGCAGUUUACUCCUCUGUUGCCUUCUCAGCUGCUUCUCGGUAGCCCUUUCCAGCCCGGAACUCCAGCUGCAUUUGCUAGUCCUCAGUUCCAGAGCCUUCCUGGCUUUCAGCAGCAGCAGGGAAACCAUCAGCAGCAAAAUGGUAUUUCGAGCCCUGUGCAGCAGACUAUCUCGCCUCAGUCAUAUGGAGGAAUAGUCUCUCCUUCUACAUAUGGUGCCCCUCAAUUCUACCCUCCCCAGUCCCCUACUGGUGGCUUCGGUAUGCAGGCACCUCUGCCUCCUACCUCGCCUGUCUCAAUGGGCUCUGGCGUCGUUACAGGAACUAGCCGAACGGUCUAUCUGGGUAACAUUCCCCCGGACACUGUCGCCGAGGAGAUUCUUGGCCAUGUUCGAAGUGGUCAGAUCGAGUCAGUUCGUCUUCUGCCCGACAAGAACUGUGCUUUCAUCUCAUUCCUUGAUGCUAGCUCUGCCACUCACUUCCACUCUGAUGCCAUCUUGAAAAAGCUCUGCAUCAAGGGUCAGGAUAUCAAGAUCGGCUGGGGCAAACCUUCCCAGGUUCCUACUUCUGUCGCUUUGGCUGUUCAGCAGUCAGGGGCUUCGCGAAACGUCUAUCUUGGCAACUUGCCUGAGGAGGUGUCCGAGGAGGAACUAAGAGAGGACCUUGGUAAGUUUGGUGCCAUUGACACAAUCAAGAUCGUCCGCGAGAAGAGCAUUGCGUUCGUACACUACUUAUCGAUUGCCAACGCCAUCAAGGCUGUCUCUCAGCUCCCGCAAGAGCCCAAGUGGCAGGCCCCUCGUCGCGUGUACUACGGCAAGGAUCGAUGUGCCUAUGUCUCCAAGACGCAGCAACAGAAUGCUGCUCAGUACUUGGGCAUUGCUCCUGGGUAUGCCCAUAUGUUGACAGGUGCCGAUCGUGAUUUGAUCUCGAACGCUCUGGCUCAACAAUCUGUUGCUGCCGCUGCAGUUGCCACAACCGCUGGCGGCAUCAACAACCUCGGUAACCGAACCAUCUACCUUGGUAACAUCCAUCCCGAGACGACAAUCGAGGAAAUUUGCAAUGUUGUUCGCGGCGGACUUCUUCACCACAUCCGUUACAUCCCCGACAAGCAUAUUUGCUUUGUUACCUUCAUAGACCCUACCGCAGCUGCUUCUUUCUAUGCGCUCAGCAACAUUCAGGGUCUUAUGAUCCAUAACCGACGCCUCAAGAUUGGCUGGGGCAAGCACUCCGGAGCCCUUCCUCCUGCCAUUGCCCUGGCUGUGAGCGGCGGUGCUUCUCGAAACGUCUACAUCGGUAACCUCGACGAAACCUGGACCGAGGAGCGCCUGCGACAAGACUUCUCCGAGUAUGGCGAGAUUGAGCUCGUCAAUACCCUACGUGAAAAGAGCUGUGCUUUCGUCAACUUCACCAACAUUGCCAAUGCUAUCAAGGCGAUUGAGGCUAUCCGCGGUCGGGAAGAUUACAGGAAGUUCAAGGUUAACUUUGGCAAGGACCGCUGCGGUAACCCACCUCGUCAGAUGCAACAGGCUCAGUCUCCUCGUGGAGAUGGUGUAUCUUCUCCUCCACCUAAUGGAUCCCAAAAUAGCGGUUCUCCUACCAACGGCAAUACCCCUCAGCAAUCCGCUGCUCUCUUCAAUGCCAACAGUAACCCUCUGACGAUGUACCUGAAUCAGGUGUCCCAUCAGGCUCAGCAACAGCAGCACCAUCAACAGCAACAGAUUGCUGCUCAGCAAAAUGCUUUGUUCGGCACAGCCCAGCCGUCGCCUAGCGAUCUCGAUCUCGGCAUCUCUCAACUUGGCAUCUCUCAGCAAGGUCCCGUUUCCGGCCAUGGUCAGUCGGCAAGUAUUUCGAAUGGAUACCCGGCGAACAGCGCAGCACCUGGCUCCACUACCAUUGGCGGUCUGCUAGCUCCCGGUCGUGGUCAGCACAGCCGGGCUGUCAGUCUUCCUGUGCUUGCUCCAGGAUUCGAGAACGGCGGUAACUCUAACGGCAUGCCCGCUGAGAACGAGCGACGAGGUCACCACUAUCAAGCCAGCUAUGGCGGUAUGGGAUCUGGAUUUGGUCUCGCCAUCCAAGGAGGUUUGAACGGAUGGGUUGAGGAGGAGGUUGCUAACUAA
Messenger RNA from Fusarium coffeatum, 2367 nucleotides. RefSeq lists its product as uncharacterized. The record is from RefSeq and is a predicted model, not a curated record. The transcript has a single exon. The coding region runs from base 1 to 2367 and encodes 788 amino acids. Gene Ontology annotation, cellular component: cytoplasmic stress granule. Lineage: Eukaryota; Fungi; Ascomycota; Sordariomycetes; Hypocreales; Nectriaceae. Gene Ontology annotation, biological process: mRNA splicing, via spliceosome. Gene Ontology annotation, molecular function: mRNA binding.